Pseudocercospora fijiensis CIRAD86 is the source of this 1567-nucleotide messenger RNA. RefSeq lists its product as uncharacterized. Gene Ontology annotation, molecular function: metal ion binding; alcohol dehydrogenase (NAD+) activity. Lineage: Eukaryota; Fungi; Ascomycota; Dothideomycetes; Mycosphaerellales; Mycosphaerellaceae. The record is from RefSeq and is a predicted model, not a curated record. Gene Ontology annotation, cellular component: mitochondrion. The transcript has a single exon. Bases 35 to 1516 code for a protein of 493 amino acids.
CACGCUCUGUAAAGAAUUGCUUUUCACCAUCACAAUGCCCGCCAUCCGAGUUGCUCCCACGCGAGCCCAGCAAGCCGUGGGCCUCCUGCGCGCCAUCAAUUCCGGCACCAGUACAUGCCCAUGUCACUCCAACCCCGGUCAUCACCACCAUGCUCAGAAGAAUCCUACCGCUGGACGCGUACGGUCGCUGGCGACCCCUGUGGGCAGUGCACACCAACAGAAAGAAUAUGCCUUCGAGAUGGCCGCGUCCAGCAUUCGAUUCGGUCCCGGCUGCACCAAGGAGGUCGGCAUGGACUUCAAGAACCUGCACGCCAAGAAGGUCAUGGUCGUGACCGAUUCUACGGUGACGAAGCUGGAUGCAAUGAAGCAAUCGAUCGAAGGCCUGGAACGUGAAGGCAUUGCUUUCCACGUCUUCGACAAAGUCAAGGUUGAGCCGAAAGACUACUCUAUUCGGGAGGCCAUCGACUUUGCCAAGCCGUAUGCACCUGAUGCUUUUCUGGCUGUCGGUGGCGGCAGUGUGAUCGAUACUGCCAAGCUGAUGAACCUGUACACCACCUGUCCCGAUGCUGAAUUUCUGGACUUCGUCAACGCGCCCCUUGGAGCAGGCAAGCCGAUCACGUCUAAGCUUAAGCCUCUGAUCGCUGUGCCAACCACUGCUGGAACGGGUUCUGAGACCACGGGCACGGCCAUCUUCGAUCUCGUAUCGAAGAAAGCGAAGACUGGUAUCGCUCAUCGCAACCUUAAGCCCACCCUCGGAGUUUGUGACCCGAUCAACACUCGCACCAUGCCAUCAGCAGUCCACGCCUCAUCCGGUCUUGAUGUUCUCUGCCACAGUCUUGAAUCAUGGACAGCCAUACCUUACUACGAACGAGUUCCGAGACCAACCAAUCCAAUCAAUAGGCCUGCCUACCAAGGUGCCAAUCCAAUUAGCGACAUCUUCUCGCUCCAGGCCCUCAAAGAUACUGUCAAAUAUCUUCCUCGUGCUGUUAAGGAUCCGGAUGACUGGGAGGCUCAAUCCAAGAUGCUCCUUGCUGCCACACUCGCGGGCGUAGGUUUCGGGAACGCAGGUGUCCAUCUCUGCCACGGAAUGUCAUACCCAAUUUCAUCGCAGAAUCCCGGCUACCAACAUGCUGGCUAUGAAGUGCAAACUCCGAUCAUUCCUCAUGGAGUCUCAGUGGCGGUCAGUGCACCAGCAGUCUUCAGGUUUACCGGUGCUUCGAAUCCAGAGCGACAUCUCGCAGCUGCGGAAGCAUUUGGUGUCGAUGUUUCGAAUGCGAAGAAGGACAGUGCUGGCGAGAUUCUCAGUGAGGCAUUGGCAGAGUUCCUCGUGAAGCUUGGCGAUCAACCGAGAGGUCUCAAGGCCUUGGGCUUCAAGAAUGAGCAUAUCGAUGCGCUGGUGGAGGGCACCAUGCCGCAAGCACGUGUAUUGAUGCUGGCACCGAAUUUGGAGAUGCAAGAUACUUCUGCUGAAAGGGAACAGCUCCGAGGAUUAUUCGAAAAUGCAAUGGAGUACUAGGUCAUUCGAGCUAGAAUUGUAGUUUCGACAGAGCAAAGCAGAUCUCUCAGC